CAGCUAUCACUUCCGGUUCCGAUUAGAAUCCUCUCUGCGUGAGGCAAGAAUGGCAGAAGGAGACAGGAAGGAUAGAGAUCUUUAAAUAAAGCAGGGUGGUUCAUGACAGAUGCUGUUGGAGGCACAUAACAACAACAACGUUUUCAGAGAGCCGUGACAAAAAGAGUAACUCAGGGGCCACCAUGGACCAGUAUAGCAUCCUGGGCCGCAUUGGAGAAGGGGCCCAUGGUAUCGUCUUCAAAGCCAAGAACAUAGAAACUGGCGAGACGGUUGCCCUCAAGAAAGUAGCCCUCCGCAAAUUAGAAGAUGGGAUCCCCAACCAAGCACUUCGAGAGAUCAAAGCCCUGCAGGAGAUUGAGGAAAAUCAACAUGUGGUGAAGCUGAAGGACGUCUUCCCCCAUGGCACGGGUUUUGUGCUGGUGUUUGAAUACAUGCUGUCCGACUUGUCGGAGGUUAUCCGCAACUCCGAGCAGCCGCUCACUGAGGCCCAAGUGAAAGGCUACAUGCUUAUGUUGCUCAAGGGGGUGGCUUUCUGCCAUGCCAACUCCAUCAUGCACCGGGAUCUGAAACCAGCCAAUUUGCUGAUCAGCUCCACAGGUCAGCUGAAGAUUGCUGACUUUGGUCUGGCCAGGGUAUUCACCAGUGAUGGAGAGAGGCUGUAUAGCCACCAAGUGGCCACCAGGUGGUAUCGGGCUCCCGAACUCCUGUACGGUGCCCGGAAAUAUGACGAAGGUGUGGAUCUCUGGGCUGUGGGAUGCAUCUUUGCUGAGCUUCUCAACAACUCCCCGCUUUUCCCUGGAGAGAAUGAUAUUGAGCAGUUGUGCUGUGUCCUCCGAGUGCUUGGGACACCUAACCAGAAGAUCUGGCCGGAGAUCACAGAGUUGCCCGAUUACAAUAAGAUUUCCUUCAAAGAGAAGCUGCCAAUUCCUCUGGAGCAGGUGGUGCCUGAUGCCUCCCCACAAGCUGUGCAGCUCCUGAAGCAGUUUCUGCUCUAUCCUUCCAAGCAACGUGUGCAGGCACCACAGGCACUAUUGCACCCCUAUUUCUUCACGCCCCCAUUGCCUGCCCACCACUCGGAGCUGCCCAUCCCUCAGCGCGGGGGCAAAAAAGCCCGUCAUGGGCCCCAGCACCAGCAUGACUUCCACGUGGAGCAGCCGUUGGAGGAGUCUGUCGUGGACCUGGAGCUUGUGGCACCUUAUGCGAUUGACAUAUGAAGACAGAGGGGUCACUUUUGGCGCUACCUCUCAGGUCAGGAGGGCUAGUCUGCCCCUAAGGAGGGGAGAUCCAGUUUAUAGAGCUAGCACAUGGGGGUGGCAGAAGAGAAAAACUCAGGCAGGAGCCGCUGGCACUGUGGCGGUAGCAUAGACAAGAGAAGCGGCUCCUGUCCAAAAUCUCCUUUUAUGCUGCUCUUCAAGACAGGAGCCCUGUUCAAGGUGGAAGUUAACACAUCUGCAGGUAACACCUCCCAAUCAUGCUUUUUGCCCACUGACAGUGCAGUGAGAUGUGUUCUGGAGCGCACGCUCCUUAUUCCUAUGGAGCAAGGUUGGAAACUUGACGCUAAGGGCUGCUGGGCAGACUGACCUUGCCAGCCUCCUCCCCACCACCGCGGCGGCCGCCACCAUUUCAAGCCUUUUCUUCCAGUACUUUGGGGUGCUCUUAGCUCUCUGCUUCUGUGGUGAUGCUGUUUUACAGUGGCUCUGUAAUGUUUCGCAAUUAAACAGUUUGGUAAACAGUGAACCAAA
This is a messenger RNA of Rhineura floridana, 1742 nucleotides long. RefSeq names its product cyclin dependent kinase 20 (gene CDK20). Gene Ontology annotation, cellular component: nucleus. The coding region runs from base 183 to 1214 and encodes 343 amino acids. Gene Ontology annotation, molecular function: cyclin-dependent protein serine/threonine kinase activity; ATP binding. The transcript is spliced from 10 exons. The record is from RefSeq and is a predicted model, not a curated record. NCBI's taxonomy places the organism in Eukaryota, Metazoa, Chordata, Lepidosauria, Squamata, Rhineuridae. Gene Ontology annotation, biological process: protein phosphorylation.